AUGGCGGUCGGGCGGAAGCUGCCUGGUUGCGGCAGGUUGGUCCUGCUGUGCCUUUUGGGAGGCCUGCUGUUGGAAGCCUGGGCCGGAAAGACCCGCUACUCGGUGCCAGAAGAGACAGACAAAGGUUCCCUUGUGGGUAACAUCGCGAAAGACCUAGGGAUACAGCCCCAGGAGCUGGCGGAGCGCGGAGUCCGCAUCGUUUCCAGAGGUAAGACCCAGUUUUUUGCUCUGAACCCGCGAAGUGGCACCUUGGUCACCGCGGGAAGGAUCGACCGCGAGGAGCUCUGCGCCCAGAGCGCGCGGUGUCUGGUGAAUUUUAAUAUUCUACUAAAGGAUCAAAUGAAGCUUUUCCCUGUCGAAGUAGAGAUAAUUGAUAUUAAUGACAACACUCCCCAAUUCCAGAUAGAGGAACUGGAAGUUAAAAUGAAUGAAAUAACCACCGUAGGUACCAGGAUCCCUCUGCCAUCCGGGCAAGAUCUUGAUGUGGGGAUGAACUCGUUGCAGAGCUACCAGCUCAGCAUCAAUCCACAUUUCUCCCUAGAUGUGCAACAGGGAGCUGAUGGGCCCCAAAACCCGGAGAUGGUUCUACAGAGUCUCCUAGAUAGGGAAGAAGCAACUGCCCACCACCUCAUUCUCACUGCCUCAGAUGGAGGGGACCCAGUCCGCUCUGGCACCCUUCAAAUACGUGUUCUGGUGGUAGACGCCAACGACAAUCCUCCAUCAUUUACUCAGGCACAAUACCACAUAAGUGUUCCUGAGAACGUGCCCCUGGGCACUAGGCUGCUGGUAGUAAAUGCCACAGACCCAGACGAGGGAGCCAAUGGGAAAGUAACCUACUCAUUUCACAAUAUAGACCACAGAGUGGCCCAGGUAUUUCAGUUGGAUUCUGACACUGGCGAAAUAGUAAAUAAAGAACCACUAGAUUUUGAAGAAUAUGAAACCUAUUCGAUGGAAGUUCAAGCUCAGGAUGGCGCUGGGCUUAUGGCCAGAGCUAAGGUGCUCAUUAAAGUUCUGGAUGUGAAUGAUAAUGUCCCAGAAAUGACAGUCACUUCUGUCACCACUGCAGUCCCAGAAAACUUUCCUCCUGGGAUCAUAAUUGCUCUUAUCAAUGUGUAUGACCAGGACUCCAGAGACAAUGGGCACACUACAUGUUCCAUUCCUGGAAAUCUGCCUUUUAAAUUAGAAAAGUUAGUUGAUAAUUAUUACCGUUUAGUGACAGAAAGAACCCUGGACAGAGAACUGACCUCAGAGUACAACAUCACAGUGACAGCAGCAGACAGUGGAACUCCGGCUCUAUCUACUGAAACUCACAUUUCAAUACUCGUGACAGAUAUCAAUGACAACCCUCCGACUUUUUCUCGGGAAUCUUACUCUACCUACAUUCCAGAAAACAACCCCAGAGGUGCCUCCAUCUUUUCCCUGACUGCCCAAGACCCUGACAGCAAUGAGAAUGCACGAAUCACUUACUCAUUGGCUGAAGACACCAUCCAGGGGGCGCCCCUGUCCUCCUACUUCUCCAUUAACUCUGACACUGGAGUCCUAUACGCCCUACGCUCCUUUGACUUUGAACAGUUCCGUGACCUGCAGUUGUGGGUGACAGCAAGGGACAGUGGGGACCCAUCACUCAGCAGUAAUGUGUCACUGAACCUGUUGGUGCUGGACCAGAAUGACAAUGCACCAGAGAUCCUCUACCCAACUCUCCCCACUGACGGUUCGACUGGUGUGGAGCUGGCACCUCGCUCCGCAGAGCCUGGCUACCUGGUGACCAAGGUGGUGGCGGUGGACAGAGACUCAGGUCAAAAUGCCUGGUUGUCUUACCACCUGCUCAAGGCCAGCGAGCCAGGGCUGUUCGCGGUGGGGGUGCACACGGGCGAGGUGCGCACUGCGCGGGCCCUGCAGGACAGAGACGCGCUCAAGCAGAGUCUGGUGGUGGCUGUUCAGGACCAUGGCCAGCCCCCUCUCUCGGCCACUGUCACGCUCACCGUGGCCGUGGCCGACAGCAUCCCCGAUGUGCUCGCUGACCUGGGCAGUAUCAAGACCCCUAGCGACUCUGACGACUCAGGCCUCACGCUGUACCUGGUGGUGGCUGUGGCCGUCGUCUCCUGUGUCUUCCUCGCCUUUGUCAUUGUGUUGAUGGCGCUCAGGCUAAGGCGCUGGCACAUGUCGCGACUGCUCCAAGAUAGAAGCAGAGGAUUGGUGGACUUGCCUGCCUCUCACUUUGUUGGUGUGGACGGGGUGCGGGCCUUCCUGCAGACCUAUUCCCACGAGGUCUCCCUCACCGAGGACUCGCGCAAGAGCCACCUGAUCUUUCCGCAGCUCAACUACAUGGACACGCUCAUCAGCCACGACAGCUGUGAGAAAAAGGAUUUUCUGUCAACACCUCAGUCCUUACUUGAAGACAAAAAGGAAAUGAUCCCUCAGCAGGGGGAAAUGUCUGCCGGGGAAAGGUUGCCACGCUGCAGAAAGCUUGUGGUGCGGGCCUUGCUCUGGGCCGCCCUGUGGGAGGCCGCGGCAGCGCAGAUGCGUUACUCUGUGCCAGAAGAGGUCGACAAAGGCGCGAUCGUGGGCAACAUCGCCAAACACCUGGGGCUGGAGCCCCAGGCACUGGCAGAGCGCGGAGUCCGCAUCGUCUCCAGAGGUAAGACCCAGUUUUUCUCUCUGGAUCUCAACAGCGGUAGCUUGAUCACCGCGGACAGGAUAGACCGCGAGGAGCUCUGUGCCCAGCGCGCGCGGUGUCUGGUGAACUUUAACAUCCUGCUGGAAGACACACUGAGUAUUUACUCAGUGGAGGUGGAAGUAACGGAUGUUAACGAUAACGCCCCUCGCUUUGGAGUAGAAGAACUGGAACUAAAAAUCAGUGAAACGACGACGCCAGGAUUUCGAAUUCCUCUCAAGAGUGCUCAUGAUGCAGAUGUGGGAGAGAACGGCCUCCAGAAGUACCAGCUCAACCCAAAUGACCACUUCUCCCUGAACGUGCGAAGCGGGGCUGAUGGGGACAGGUACCCAGAGCUGGUGCUGCAGCGUGCCCUGGACCGCGAGGAAGAGGCCCUUCACCAUCUCCUGCUCCUGGCUUUCGAUGGGGGCGACCCUGUCCAAUCUGGCACCUCACAAAUCCGCGUGACAGUCCUAGAUGUGAACGACAACGCACCUGUGUUCACUGAGCCCGAGUACCGUGUGAGCGUCCCAGAGAAUAUGCCCAUUGGCACCCGGGUCCUCGCAGUUACCGCCACUGACGCAGAUGAGGGAUUCAACGCACAGGUGGCGUAUUUUCAAGAAAAGAAGCCUGGAGAAAAUGCAGAGAUAUUUGAGCUUAAAUCGACUUCUGGAGAAAUUGUGAUCAUACAAAGUCUAGAUUAUGAAGAUACUAAAUUCCAUGAAAUUGAUAUUGAAGCUCAGGAUGGUCCGGGCCUUCUGACCCGAACGAAGGUUAUUGUCACCGUCCUGGACGUGAACGACAACGCCCCCGAGUUUUACAUGACGUCCGCUACUAGCUCAGUUCCUGAAGACUCACCGCCAGGAGCCAUGAUUGCACUUUUCAAUGUGCAUGACAGGGACUCAGGGCAGAAUGCGUUCAUUGAGUGUUCCCUCCCCGAGGACCUUCCUUUCAAGUUAGAGAGAUCAGUGGACAACUACUACCGAUUGGUUACAACGAAACCGCUUGACAGGGAGCAGAUUUCCUCUUACAACAUCACUGUGACAGCUAAAGAUGGAGGGAGGCCGGCUCUGUCCACCGAAGCGCACCUGUUACUGCAGGUGGCCGACAUCAAUGACAACCCGCCCGCCUUCCCUCAGGCCUCCUAUUCUGCCUAUAUUCCUGAAAACAAUCUCAGGGGCACCUCUAUCUUUACGGUGAUGGCCUAUGACCCUGACAGCGAGGACAACGCCCACGUAACUUAUUCUUUGGCCGAGGACACCAUCCAGGGGCCUCCUGUGACCUCCUAUGUUUCCAUCAACUCCGACACAGGAGUCCUUUACGCCCUGCGUUCCUUUGACUAUGAGCAGUUCCGUGAGCUACAGCUGUGGGUGACAGCAAAGGACAGUGGGGACCCGCCACUCAGCAGCAACGUGUCACUAAACUUGUUAGUGCUGGACCAGAAUGAUAAUGCCCCCGAGAUUCUGUACCCCGCUUUUCCCACAGAUGGUUCCACCGGCGUGGAGCUGGCACCUUGCUCCGCAGAGCCUGGCUACCUGGUGACCAAGGUGGUGGCGGUGGACAGAGACUCGGGUCAGAACGCCUGGCUGUCCUACCGCCUGCUCAAGGCCAGUGAGCCAGGGCUGUUCGCGGUGGGGGUGCACACGGGCGAGGUGCGCACUGCGCGGGCCCUGCAGGACAGAGACGUACUCAAGCAGAGCCUGGUGGUGGCUGUCCAGGACCACGGCCAGCCCCCUCUCUCAGCCACCGUCACGCUCACCGUGGCCGUGGCCGACAGCAUCCCCGAUGUGCUCGCUGACCUGGGCAGCCUGGAGCCCUCUCACGACUCUGACGCCUCUGACCUCACAUUGUACCUGGUGGUGGCAGUGGCUGUGGUCUCCUGCAUCUUUCUCGCCUUUGUCAUCAUGCUGAUGACGCUCAGGGUGCAUCGCUGGCACAAGUUUCGCCUGCUUCAGACAGCCAGCAGAGGUCUGGACGGUGUGCCAGGCACGCACUUUGUGGGCGUGGAUGGGGUGCGGGCCUUCCUGCAGACCUAUUCCCACGAGGUCUCCCUCACCGCGGACUCGCACAAGAGCCACCUGAUCUUCCCGCAGCCCAACUACGCGGACACGCUCAUCAGCCAAGACAGCUGUGAGAAAAAGGAUUAUCUGUCCGGGUCUCAAUCUCUACUUGAAGGAAAAGGAGAAGCAAUUUCUCAGUCAUGA
Elephantulus edwardii (Cape elephant shrew) is the source of this 4857-nucleotide messenger RNA. RefSeq names its product protocadherin gamma subfamily A, 1 (gene PCDHGA1). Lineage: Eukaryota; Metazoa; Chordata; Mammalia; Macroscelidea; Macroscelididae. Bases 1 to 4857 code for a protein of 1618 amino acids. Gene Ontology annotation, molecular function: calcium ion binding. The transcript has 3 exons. Gene Ontology annotation, biological process: homophilic cell-cell adhesion. Gene Ontology annotation, cellular component: plasma membrane. The record is from RefSeq and is a predicted model, not a curated record.